Messenger RNA from Auxenochlorella protothecoides, 786 nucleotides. Its product is annotated as Protein RKD3. The record is from RefSeq and is a predicted model, not a curated record. Gene Ontology annotation, molecular function: DNA-binding transcription factor activity. The coding region runs from base 1 to 786 and encodes 261 amino acids. The transcript is spliced from 6 exons. NCBI's taxonomy places the organism in Eukaryota, Viridiplantae, Chlorophyta, Trebouxiophyceae, Chlorellales, Chlorellaceae.
AUGUUGGAAUCCACGCCAGCGACGAAUCUUCACGGCAGCGAUUCGGGCCCCUCGCGCACGCGCAGUACCCGCCGCAAGCUGUCCAAGCAUGGAGUGCUGGCAUCGUCCAUCACCCUGGAGGAUGUUGCCGCCCAUUUUCACCUGCCUGCCGACAAGGCAUGCCAGCAGCUGGGCAUUUCCCUGACCGUGCUCAAGCGCGUUUGCCGUCGCGUCGGCGUGGACAGGUGGCCAUACCGUCGCGUCAAGUCCCUGGAGCGCAUCUUUCACUCCCUGAACGAUGCGCCGGGAUCCGGCGCCGCCCGCGACGCGCACCUGGCCACCUGGUCCAGCGAGGAGUCGGCGCUGGGCACGGUCGUGCUCCACGCCGGCGCCCCGGGGUCGCCAAGGCGCGCGCUGCUGCACGGCGGCGCGGCGCUCGACCUGGGCUGCGCCAGCCCGGAUACCUCGGGGCGGGAGGACGGCGGCUGCGAGGCCCCAACCCCCCGCCGCUCCAGCGACGAGUCCAUGGCCGCCCUGCUCCGGGCGGCGCUGCCCGAGGUGCUGGAGCGGGGCGCGGCUGCGGGCCCCGCACCCCGCGAGCGUCGUAAGGGCACCGACGGCUUUGCCUCCGGCAGCACCAGCGACGCGUCGGCCCGGCCCGAGGCGCGGCCCGACGGGGACGCCUGGGCCCAGGGCCCGUCGCAGCCUGACGCCGCGGCCGUGCGGCAGCAGCUGGAGAGCCUGGCGCGCCAGCUGGGCCACACGCUGUGUGACGUGCAGCUCCAGCCGCACGCCGCCAGGCCAUGA